CUCUCUCUCUCAGUCUCUCUCUCUCUCUCUCUGCCCCCUCCUCAUUCCAUAUUGCCAUCCUCCCCCACACGACAAUCCAGCACAGAAGCCUUGCAUUAUAGCGGCAGACAUCUGACAUCCCCGGUCCAGUGGCGGUGAGACGCGGGGAGUGGGACGCACCGAGUGAUGCUCCUGCAGCACCGUCAUCUCGCGCCAGCGAAAACAAACCGAGAAUAAACAGUCACUUCUGCCGGAGGAAUAAAAACGUUCGCCUCGACGGAGCAACUGCUCAUGAAGAUGUCUAACGUUGACAUGGUGUUAAACGCCACUGAACGAGUGGUCAAAUCUGUGCCCUUCCCCCUGAGCCAUCGGCUCACCAUGAAGGAGGUGUUCGACUGUGAGGGGAAGCCCCGUGUGGACCUGCUGAAGGCCCACCUGACCAAGGAGGGCCGCGUGGAGGAGGCUGUGGCCCUGCGCAUCAUCAACGAGGGAGCCGCCAUCCUGCGGCAGGAGAAGACCAUGCUGGACAUUGAGGCCCCGGUCACAGUGUGCGGCGACAUCCAUGGGCAGUUCUUUGACCUAAUGAAGCUGUUCGAGGUGGGGGGGUCGCCAGCCACAACACGGUAUCUCUUCCUGGGAGACUACGUGGAUCGAGGAUACUUCAGCAUCGAGUGCGUGCUGUACCUCUGGUCGCUGAAAAUCCUGUACCCAAAGACACUAUUUUUAUUGCGAGGAAACCACGAAUGUAGACAUUUGACAGAGUAUUUCACUUUCAAACAAGAAUGUAAAAUCAAGUAUUCCGAGCAGGUGUAUGACUCGUGCAUGGAUGCCUUCGACUGCCUCCCCCUUGCCGCCCUCAUGAACCAGCAGUUCCUGUGCGUCCAUGGCGGUCUCUCCCCAGAAAUCCAUACCCUAGAUGACAUCAAGAAGCUGGACCGGUUCAAGGAACCACCCGCAUUUGGGCCCAUGUGCGAUCUUCUGUGGUCAGACCCGCUGGAGGACUUUGGGAACGAGAAGACCCAGGAGUACUUCAGCCAUAACACGGUCAGAGGCUGCUCCUACUUCUACAGUUAUUCCGCCGUCUGUGAGUUUCUACAGAACAAUAACUUACUUUCAGUCAUCCGGGCUCACGAAGCACAGGAUGCUGGGUACCGGAUGUACCGGAAGAGCCAGACCACCGGCUUCCCCUCCCUAAUCACCAUCUUCUCAGCACCCAACUACCUUGAUGUUUACAAUAACAAAGCUGCUGUCCUGAAAUAUGAGAACAACGUCAUGAACAUCCGCCAGUUUAACUGCUCCCCCCACCCGUACUGGCUGCCCAACUUCAUGGACGUUUUCACCUGGUCGCUUCCCUUCGUUGGCGAGAAAGUCACGGAGAUGCUGGUCAACGUGCUGAGCAUCUGCUCCGAUGAUGAGCUCAUGAACGACGGCGAUGAAAUCUUCGACGCCAACGCCGCCGCUGCUAGAAAGGAGGUGAUUAGGAACAAGAUCCGGGCGAUUGGGAAGAUGGCCAAGAUGUUCUCUGUGCUGAGAGAGGAGAGCGAGAACGUCCUGACUCUGAAGGGCUUGACACCUACUGGCAUGCUCCCCAGUGGGGUUCUCUCCGGGGGCAAGCAGACACUACAGAGCGCUACGAUCGAGGCCAUUGAAGCCAUCGAGACUGAACCUGAGGACGGAGAAGCGGUCCGUGGGUUUUCGCCCCAGCACAAGAUCAGCAGCUUUGAGGAGGCGAAGGGCCUGGACCGCAUCAACGAAAGGAUGCCACCGCGCAAGGACGCAGUGAACAACGUGGGACAUUCUAUGGGCAAAAUGAACAUGUCAGAAUCCAACGGCACGGACGAUAACAGCAAUAUACAGUGAUCCGUCCGCGCCGAGCGCAAACCGCCAUCUGCCAGCGCCGACGCUACUGACGACGCGGCCGAACAUCGCAAGCUGCAAAUUCAGGCCUCAGCUAAACUACGACGACGACAAUGGACUCCAUUUACUGAAAUAUGUGGUUUUUUUUUUCCUUUUCUUUUCUUUUUGCUUGAAUUUUAAUUAGAGGAACCAUCAGGUUUGGAAGGUGCUUUGCUUUUGAUACUGUGUUGUUGACAGCGGAUGCCUGAGAGGGGCAGGUCUGUGCAUGGUUGGAUUGGGGUGAAUCCGCUUUCAGGAAGUGAUCCCGGAAGCACAUAAGCCACUUCCCUUUCCUGUCAGGUGUGGGUCUUUCGGGUUUCCUUUGAGAGUCGUUAUUUACAUUGCAUUGGCACUAUAUAUAAUACUAUAUAGCUAUGUUAUAUAUAUAUAUUAUAUAUAACAAUUUUAAUUACAUUUUUAAAUCAUAAACAUAUAAAAUGAUACUGCUGUUCAACAUGUUUUGCUACUAGUAUUAAUGAAUAUAAAAUAUUUAUAAAAUUAAAAAAAAAAAAGCUGUAAAAUUUUAAACGAUGUGCAAUGCAGCCUUACCUGAGAAUUUGUUAUUUAUUAUUACCAUCGGGGGUAUGAUGACAAGCCCGGAGGUCACCACACGGUCACCACACGGUUACCACACGGUCACCACACGGUUACCACACGGGAUUGGCUGUCGAUCGCCCUCUAUCUGCUGUUCAUGCCACAUUCAGUGUGCCGGCAAACUCGACUGUCUCUCACUUGCCUGUGAUGAAAGAAGUAAAAAUGCACAGUCUUUCUUUUUUUUCCCACAGACCUCUUUUGCCAUCGCAGUAAUAACAACAGACAGACCGAACAAAGACAGUAAUUUGUACAGCAUCUGCAGAACGCAUCGUUGCAUGCGAUUAAGUUCCUUAAUUGAUAUGUGAGAUUAUAUUUGUGCUGUGUUUUGGUAUUUAGUAGAUUUGAAUCAUUUCUCACUUCAAAUUCUAUUUGUAAGGUUAUGUUUUUUAUUUAUAUAACAUUUUAAUUUUUUUCCCCUUUUGUAUGUUUCCACGUUUUCAUUACUUUGCGAUCUUUGAGUUUAUUUCCUGCUGUACAGACACCGACGCUCCUAAAGGUGUGAAGCCCUGUGUUCACUUUUUCUGUUCUGUUGAUGUACAGAAGUUGUUCAAUAGUGUGAAUGAAUAUAUUAUUCAGUGACAAGCAACAUUCAGGCUGCCAAAGCAUGAUCGCAUGGUUUAUUCCGACAUAAACAAAUCUGACCCAAAUCCCGUGUCUCACUUUUAAAAGGCGAAUAUAUUCACAUUAUAAUUCUUGACAAUAUUCCUCCUAUUAUUAUUAUAAUUAUAAUUAAGCUUACUGUUCCUUAUUCUUCCACUGUUUUCUGAACUUUGUUUGGUCUCAAUGUGGUACACUUUGAGAAAGGAAUUUCAUGGAAUUUAACUUGUGACAAUUUUUCUUGUAUUUUCCUCUGGAACUUAAGUUUUCGCAUACGACUCCCUAACGAUACACACAUUGUAAGCAUGCCCUAUGGGACAAGCCUUUUUUUACUCUUGAAUAAAAUAUGCAUGAAGUAC
This is a messenger RNA of Brienomyrus brachyistius, 3425 nucleotides long. RefSeq names its product protein phosphatase 3, catalytic subunit, alpha isozyme (gene ppp3ca). Gene Ontology annotation, molecular function: calmodulin-dependent protein phosphatase activity; calmodulin binding. Gene Ontology annotation, cellular component: calcineurin complex; cytosol; cytoplasm. Gene Ontology annotation, biological process: calcineurin-NFAT signaling cascade. Bases 271 to 1839 code for a protein of 522 amino acids. The record is from RefSeq and is a predicted model, not a curated record. Lineage: Eukaryota; Metazoa; Chordata; Actinopteri; Osteoglossiformes; Mormyridae. The transcript has 14 exons.